Molecule: messenger RNA, 3033 nt
Organism: Bacidia gigantensis
Lineage: Eukaryota; Fungi; Ascomycota; Lecanoromycetes; Lecanorales; Ramalinaceae
Exons: 4
Coding region: 1-3033 (1010 amino acids)
Biological process (GO): cellular response to nitrogen starvation; autophagosome assembly; late endosome to vacuole transport
Cellular component (GO): phosphatidylinositol 3-kinase complex, class III, type II; phosphatidylinositol 3-kinase complex, class III, type I; phagophore assembly site
Source: RefSeq, a predicted model, not a curated record
AUGAAUUGCCAGAAUUGUCGUUCGCCCUUGAAGCUCCAUAGCUCACUCGAGGAUCUAGAUCCUGCUUCUUACGAUUUACUCGUUGGCUCCACUGGCCAAACAGUCGAUACCUCUUUAACGCCCACUAGACUGCCGUAUGGAGAAGACAGGAAACAAAGAUAUGAUGAAGCCACUAAGAAUGCAUCGGCACCGAUAUUCAAGCGUACGAUACCUGCUGCGCAACAGAGCUUCCCCGCCGAGAGGUCGAUGACAGCUUCGACUCGGAACGACCCAUCCAUGUCCUUUGCUCUGCUCACAGAGUCUGAAGUGAUGCCAGCACGAAGGGCAUCAUCGAAGCAACUCGGCGACGGACAACAUGAUCCUGCGUCUAAAGGAACGAAGGAGGAAGCAGACUUAGACGACGCAAAUAACGUCGUCGUCGAUCCUAUUGAGGCUUCCACACGACUUUUUGAGAUCCUCUCAUCCCGUUCAGAUAUUGAUCAUCCCAUAUGCACGGAAUGUACGGAGAUCUUAUUGACACAACUGAAGACGCGGUUGGAUAGUUCGACGAGAGAACGGGAUGCCUACAUAUCUUUCCUCAAGGGCCUCAACAAUUCAGCACCAACACCCGAGGAGGUGGCAAAGGCAGAAGAGUCGCUGGCCGAGUCAAAAGCAGCUGAAGUCAAAGCUUUUGCUGAAUUGCAGGCGUUGGAAAAAGAGAAGGCAGACCUGGACGAGGAAAUAGCAAACCUAGAGGCAGAGUCGCUGUCCCUUGACGAAGAAGAGGAGACAUUCUGGAGGGAGCGGAACGCCUUUGCUUUGGAGCUAUCUUCAUUUCAAAACGAGCGAGAUGCUUUGACUGCAGCUCACGAACACGAUGCGGAACAGCUCGAGCAGUUGAGGCGCACCAACGUCUACAAUGAUGCGUUACACAUCACCCAAGACGGUACUUUUGCGACGAUCAAUGGAUUGCGAUUAGGGCGUCUACAGAAAUACGCAGUAGACUGGGCUGAGAUCAAUGCAGCCUGGGGUUACGCGGCCUUACUGCUAGCAACAGUAGCGGAGAAACUUGGUUUCACGUUUCGUGGAUAUACAAUCAAACCUCUGGGAAGCACAUCAUACAUCGAAAGGGAAGAAAUUGCAUCGCCCCAAAACUCUCUAUUCAGAGAAGGGCAGUCAACAACGGCUCAUGAUAGGAGUACGACCACGACCACGAAGCUUGAGCUGUGUUCUUCUGGCGAUGUACCCAUAGGUGCCGCCCUCUAUCAUAGAAACAUCAACGCUGCUAUGGUAGCGUUUCUUGAAUGCGUCCGUCAGCUCAACGAGCAUGUCGAGAACCUUGAUAUGGAGGCUCCGUCCACGAGGUUGAUGGAAGCCAUGAAAAUACCGUACAACAUCAAGAAUGACAAGAUCGGUAGUGAUACGAAAGCGUAUGUGAGCAUCAAACUGCAUGGAACUAACGACAAGGAGUGGACCGAAGCUUGCAAGUUCACGUUGACGAAUUUUUACAGACUCAUGACCGUCGGCAAAGAAAGUAUGCACUGCGAGAUCUGCCAUCGGCCUGCAACCAGUGGAUUGCCCUUCAACUGCGAGCUCUGCGCUCAACUAGCGGUUUACAAGCCUCGGGUUGCGUUGGCCGAGUCAUUGCUCAAGAACGAGGGCCUAGAGAAGGAUGUCGAAAAACAGACUACAGAUCCACAGCAUGGCGAGAAGACAAGCUCUGAGCUCAGUCCUGAGUGGAAAAUCGAGCAGGUUGAAGCAGAGACAGAUCGUUCCUACACCACGAGGGAAGACAUCAUGGCUGAGGUAAAAGCUCUGAGAGGAGAAAUACAGCACAUGAAGUUAAAUAUCGCCAAAAGAAAAGCACUGUUGGUCCGACGUCGAAAAGAUCAAGCAUCCGCUCGGCAAGAGCUAAAGGGAGGACAAAUUAAAGGGAAACCCGCACUCGAAGAGGACAUUGCACAAAUAUCUCAAGACUGGGAGCUUCUUAAUCAGCGUAUCAUGAAGGAAAGAUCGGUUCGUUGCUUCAAAAUGGCGGAGUUGUUCGCUCUCCAACGACACAAGCAACAAAAGAGCUCACGCUCUAGAGAUAUAUACAUGAUAGGCUACAUUCCCAUUCCAGAUCUCAGAGAGCUGAACGGUAUCAAGCCGGAGGAAGUCACGACGUGUCUCUCCCACAUCGCACACCUGGUCUACAUGACCGCUUUCUACUUAUCUCUGAAGCUUCCCGCCGAAAUCCUCCUUCCUACUUCGAAGUACCCAGACCCUACAAUUCUGUCUCCGAACGUCUCCUACACCACAAAAGAUCCAAUACUACCAACACCACCGCAUUCCAAAAAGAGUAGCCCGGUUGCCUCUCGUCACCUUGACCACAGCAACCAGCCUCGAGCCCGCCCUCUCUUCCUAAUCAAACGACUCUGUGAUCUUGCCAAAGACAACCCUCGCGACUACGCAUACGUGAUCGAAGGCAUUACUCUCCUAGCAUGGGACAUAGCCUGGCUAUGCCGAACCCAAGGUCUAGACAUCGGCACGAAGUCUUGGGACGAAGUCUGUGCAAUAGGAAAGAACCUAUACGACUUACUCGUCUCCCCACUCUCCCCACGCAAAACCCUCCCCAACUCUGCUCAGAAUCCUCCACAGCCCCCAACCACCAAGACCCCUACAAAGCCUGAAGACAUCACCUCUCCACCACCUCCACCACCUCACUUCUCCCACGGCUCCGCCUAUGCCUUCCUCAGCGCCUCCCGCGGCACAGAAUACAUGCGUGAGUGGAGACUCGCGAAUCCUGUCAAAGUCAUCGACCGGGUGAAGACCAUGCUGCUGGCGGAGAGGACAGGCUCGGAAUGGGAGAUUCUGGAAGGUAAAGAGUGGGCAGAAGAGGAUAUGAAGGGCCCUAUGAACGGAGCAUAUGGGGCGUAUGUGGAGGGCAAGGUUGAUGUGGCGAGACUGGAGUCUCCUGGAGAUGUCCGUACCCCCGGGGUGAAGGCUGGCCCAAGCCAUGUGAAUAGGGUGGAAAGGGGAAUUAAGGGGUAUUAUGUUGCCAGACAGAGAUGA